Molecule: messenger RNA, 2292 nt
Organism: Chelonoidis abingdonii (Abingdon island giant tortoise)
Lineage: Eukaryota; Metazoa; Chordata; Testudines; Testudinidae
Source: RefSeq, a predicted model, not a curated record
AUGGCAGAAGUGGCUUUUCAAGAGGGACUUAAAAGUGGAGAGGAUAGUGAGCUUGGAGACCAAUUCAGGGAGGAUGAACCAUGUAUAAGGGGUCACAUGGAUGAAGCAUACUGCGGCUGGUGGGGAUCCCAUAAAAGCGGUCGAACAAAAACAAAACUUAGAGUGACACCGAUCACCACUGGCACAUGGAAUGUGCACACGCUACUGGACAACAUCACGGCAGACAGACCGGAGAGAAGAACAGCACUUGUCGCCAAAGAGCUCACACGCUACAACAUUGACAUUGCAGCCCUUAGCGAAACUCGCCUUGCUAAAGAAGGACAUUUAUCCGAGUCAGGCGGAGUCUAUAUAUUCUUCUGGAGUGGCCGCAGCAGUGAUGAGCGUCGUGAAUCUGGAGUUGGCUUCGCCAUCAAGAAUCACCUUGUUUGGAAACUUGCCAGUCCCCACAAGGGUGUGAAUGAUCGUCUCAUGACAAUGCAGCUCCCGCUUCAAAAAGGAAAACAAGCUACUUUGAUCAGCGCAUACGCUCCCACAAUGACCAAUCCAGAGAAUGUGAAGGAUAAAUUCUACGAAGAACUAGAAGCUCUGCUAUCAUCAGUGCACGGUACAGACAAGCUGAUCCUGCUUGGCGAUUUUAAUGCAAGAGUCAGAUGAGAUGCUGCAGCCUGGGAAGGAGUCAUCGGGAAAAACAAUGGCCUGUUACUGCUGAAAACUUGUGCAGCACAUGACCUUCUGAUCACCAAUACGGUCUUCCGCCUCCCUACCCGUAACAGGACUUCGUGGAUGCAUCCCCAUUCCAAGCACUGGCAUCUGAUCAACUAUGUCAUCAUCAGGAGAAGGGACAGACAAGAUGUCAGGGUUACAAAAGCUCUGUGUGGCGCUGACUGUUGGAUGGAUCACAGGCUCAUAGUAUUUAAAAUGAAGUUCGUGGAAGACCUAAAGAAUGAGCUUGCUGAUCUUCGUAAUGAGGAUGAUGCUGAGAAAGACUGGGAGCGAUUCCGCAACACUGUCCAUAUAGCUUCAUCGAAGGGAUCCAUUCUACAUGAAUUUAGAGAUGUGUCCAUUGUGCACCUCUAUAAGAGGAAGGGCAAUCGCCAGGUACGCGACAAUCACCGUGGAAUCUCGCUGCUCUCUACAGUGGGGAAAGUUCUUGCACGGGUUCUGUUGAACCGAUUGAUCACUCACCCGGAGCAGGGCUUACUGCCAGAACCACAGUGCGGCUUUGGAAAGGGACGUGGGCCUAUUGACAUGAUCUUCGCUGCGCGUCAGCUACAGGAGAAAUGUCAAGAGCAGAAUCGUGAACUCUACACAACUUUUGUGGACCUCACGAAAGCAUUCGACUCUGUCAGUGGCCAGGGCCUGUGGAGGAUCAUGUCGAAAUUUGGCUGUCCAGACAGAUUCAUACGAAUGGUACGUCAGUUUCAUCACAGUAUGAUGGCUCGUGUCCUGGAUGAUGGUGAAACAUCUGAGGCCUUCCCAGUCACCAACGGCGUUAAGCAAGGAUGUGUUUUAGCACCCACUUUGUUCAGCAUGAUAUUCUCUGCCAUUCUGACUGAUGCCUUUCAACACUGCACUGAAGGAGUAGGCCUGAAGUACAGAACCAAUGGGAAACUAUUCAAUCUGAGGCGACUGCAUGCCAUCACCCACUUCACGUACCUGGGCAGUACCCUUUCCUGAGCAGUGUCAAUCGAUGAUGAAGUAAACUGCCGAAUUGCUAAAGCCAGCUCUGCAUUUGGCCGAUUGCGCUCCAACAUCUGGGAACGUCGAGGGUUCAGCCUACCAAUGAAGCUGAAGGUCUACCGAGCAGUGGUGCUUCCAACUCUGCUGUACGCCUGUGAGACGUGGACUGUUUAUCAGAGUCAUGCACGAAGGCUCAUUCACUUCCAUAUUUCCUGUCUGCGAAAGCUUCUAAAAAUCAGAUGGCAGGACAAAGUGCCCGAUACUGAAGUCCUUACCAGAGCCAGUCUGCUGUCAGUUCACACACUGCUGAUGAGAGUCCAGACCAGAUGGGCCGGACAUGUCGUGAGAAUGUCAGAUGAGCGCACUCCUAAACAACUCUUCUAUGGAGAACUCACCCAGGGAAAGCGCUCCCAUGGAGGACAAAAGAAGUGGUUCCAGGACACGCUGAAGACCUCUCUGAAGUCCUUCAAGAUCAACACCGCCACAUGGGAAACCCUCGCACUGAACCAUCCAGCAUGCGUGGAGCUCUGGGAUCACAUGGUGCGCUGCAGUCUCAAUUCAAAGAGCUCCAGCAAUGAUCGUACGGGAGAUACAGAUCUGAAAUCGCUGUAA